Molecule: messenger RNA, 1533 nt
Organism: Penicillium argentinense
Lineage: Eukaryota; Fungi; Ascomycota; Eurotiomycetes; Eurotiales; Aspergillaceae
Product: DUF2841 domain-containing protein
Exons: 3
Coding region: 1-1533 (510 amino acids)
Source: RefSeq, a predicted model, not a curated record
AUGUCGAUGCAAAACCAGCAGGAUUUGCCAGAGGACAUGGCGUUCCCCCAUUUUGCCCUGAUUUACAUUGACCGGGAGGGCAACCUCCGUCAAGAAUCGUCCCUGUCCAUCGCCAACAGUCGCGAGACCAUUCUGUCCCCGCGCGUCACAGAUGAGUUCCUGCGAGCGGUGGCUCGCUCGAGAGGUGCUGCGCCGUCACAUUCUCCAUGUAAGUGUCACAUACCCCGGUCAGCAGUCAUGACGGGCGGGAGAGACGCUGAUUCCCCUGUAGUCGAGCUGGGCGCUCCGCCAAUACCCCAUCAGAUCACCAGUGGACAGACCCCAAUCCCGAUACAGACACAAACUGGCCAUGCACGGCCGAGUGUGGACAGGAGAGCCCUCGAGGGCGAUGCACAAAUCCCAGUAACGCCAACGCUGGCGCCGUCAAUGCAGCCGACUAUGUGGUCAGCACCACAAGGACCGGGGCCGUGGCCUCGCUGGUCGGGCCAGAACCAGAGGUCAACCCAGCAACGAGGACUGGGGGAUGGCAAGCCGAAUAUGAGAAGCAAUCAGAAAGCAUUCAUCUCGGUCCGGGACAGUGAGUUCCUACGUCGGUACUACGAGAAGAUCUUCCAAAACCUGCAGCAGACCAACUGUCGUGUCUUGGCCAAGGCGUACGUCAAAUUGGUCGAACCGCGCAAGCAGGUCAAUUUCCCCUACAACGGGCGCAAGAUCAUAUCGGGGAAGACGCAGCAAUUAGAGCCUGACGAGACCAAACCACCGUGGUGGCCGACUGGAGUGAGCCACCGAGAACCUGACCAUCUUCCAAAAUCCGAGCGCAUUAGGCUUCUCGUUCACAUUCUCUGCGAGCUGCGAACCAGCUACGGUAUCACUGCUCAGCGACUCAAAGCAGCAGACCAACCGAUCCGUCGACAGAUCCUACCGGUGGAACGGUUGGAGAUACUGGACGAGGUCUACCAGGUCAGAGAGGAGGAAGAGAAAUUCUUGGAAGGAAUCACCGACGGAAAAACCAUGGUGUCGAUUUCGCGCUCAAACCUCCCCGAUGCAGCUGAAGCCCUUGUCAACCGAGGCGAACGAAUCCAAAGCCCAAAAUCAAUCGAGGAAAACCCCAGCCCAGAACCGAAGACCGAGACCCCGUUCAUCCGCAGUGGCCCAACAAGAGCGAACCCCCCACAACCUAUCUUCGUACCUGGCGGAGACGUCGUGUCCAAUCCCCAGCCUACUCCUAGUCCCUCCCGGCAGAUACACCAAGACCUCCCGAUUCACCCCGGGUAUGAUCAUACUCGCGUGUCCAUUCCACCACAGGUGAAGAGAAAACGGCAAGAUUCUGAGCUGGACGCUUCAACUGCACUGAGCCCCAAUGCGGUCGGAUAUUACUCUCCUAUAUUCGUGGGUUCACAGCCAUUCCUGACGGGGUCCUGCGAUGAUGCGCAGGGCUUCCCACCUUCAAAUAUCCUACCCGGACACCCGAUACCCGAACCCUUCAGGGAGCCCAUGGAGCAAUGCGAAUUCCCCUACUAUUUUGACAGUUGA